AUGUCUGAUUCUUAAUUUUAAUCUGAAUAGGCUACUGCUGAAGAUGCUACAGUUUAUAUGGAAGAAAUACUUGAAAAAUUAAAGCUAUUAAAUUAUGAGAAAUCUUUUAUUUAAUAAAAUGGAUUAAAACCUUUAAACAGAGCUUAUUUUGCUGUCCCUCUUAAUUCAAACGAAUAAUUUAACUAUUUUAAUAAAAUAGUGACGUGGCUUUUUAAAUAAAAUAAUGUUGAUGGUUCAGGAGAAACAGCUUGUAAAGUAAUUCUCGAUUUAACAAACAGAGCAUUGAAAACAAAAGGAUUUUCUUUUAAAAAACAUAAAAUUGAUUAACCAUCAUAAACAGCUUAAGAAGAAGCUAUAAUAGAUGAUGGAGCAGAUGAUGAAGCAGAUAUGGCAGAAAACAUAAGUGUAGAAAGUGAAGAAGAUUUCGAUGUUAUGGGAGAUAUAAAACAAGCCAAAUAAGAAAUAGAUGAAGAUAAGCAAGUAAUAUAGUCUAAAAUAAAUGAAAAGGAUUGGAUACUUGAAGUAGAAAGAGUAACUGCUAAAUUAAGAUAUUAGAUAAAAAAUGAUGCAAAAGAAUGGAGAUCACAUAUUGAAUAAACUAAAGAAUUUUCAAGCUCAAUUAAAAAAAUACUUCCUGAAGCAAGACCUAAAUUGGAAAGGUUGAUAGAUCAUUUGAGUAAAGUAUUAGAGUAAAUUUCUAAACGAGAAAAAAAUAUAAAUUAAAAUAUGACUGACUUGGGAGGAGAAUAUAGAACAAAAUCUGAAAAUUAUAAAACGAUUGUUACUUAGUAUAAUAAUUUAUAAAAUUCAAUAAAAGAAUAAGGAGAAUAAUAUAAAUAAUUAAAAGAAAAAUAUGAUGCUAUUAAAAUUUAAUUAGAAAGUAAAGGUGAUGAACAAACUAAUUCAUCUCCAGUAAUUAAGAUUAAAGAAGCAAUUAAAAAAAUUAGAUAAGAAAUUGGCCAAAUGGAUGUCAGAAUUGGAAUUAUUAGCCAAACAGUUUUGUAACAUAAACUCAGAUAAAAAUAAAGCGGGAUUGAAGAAGAUGCAGAAAACCUUGAUGAAAUAGAAAAUGAAUAAAAAAAUUAGGAAGAGGAAUUAGAUUUUUGA
This is a messenger RNA of Ichthyophthirius multifiliis, 1107 nucleotides long. Its product is annotated as intraflagellar transport protein, putative. The record is from RefSeq and is a predicted model, not a curated record. Gene Ontology annotation, cellular component: intraciliary transport particle B; Golgi apparatus; cilium. Gene Ontology annotation, biological process: intraciliary transport; non-motile cilium assembly. Lineage: Eukaryota; Ciliophora; Oligohymenophorea; Hymenostomatida. The transcript is spliced from 5 exons.